Molecule: messenger RNA, 1482 nt
Organism: Neltuma alba
Lineage: Eukaryota; Viridiplantae; Streptophyta; Magnoliopsida; Fabales; Fabaceae
Product: GDSL esterase/lipase At5g33370-like
Exons: 5
Coding region: 11-1093 (360 amino acids)
Biological process (GO): lipid metabolic process
Molecular function (GO): lipase activity
Source: RefSeq, a predicted model, not a curated record
UUUGAAUUUGAUGUGCUUGGUGGUGGUGUUGGCAAUGGGUACAGCGGUGGGCAGGCCCAGGCCCAGGCAGAGGCAAAGGCCCAGGGCGUUCUUUGUGUUUGGAGAUUCACUUGUUGACGCCGGCAACAACAAUUACUUGGCAACCUCCGCGCGUGCUGACUCCCCUCCUUAUGGAAUCGACUAUCCCACUCGCAGGCCCACUGGCCGUUUCUCCAACGGCUUCAACAUCCCUGAUCUUAUCAGCCAGAAGCUCGGCGCCGAGUCUGCUCUGCCUUACUUGAGCCCCCAGCUGCGGGGGGACAAACUCCUAGUGGGUGCCAACUUUGCUUCUGCUGGAAUUGGCAUCCUCAACGACACUGGUGCCCAGUUUCUGAACAUAAUAAGAAUGUAUAGACAGCUGGACUACUUCCGAGAAUACCAGGGACGACUGGGCGCACUGAUUGGAGCGGCGCGAGCAAGAACGCUGGUGAACCAGGCAUUGGUGCUCGUCACCGUCGGCGGCAAUGAUUUUGUGAACAACUACUACCUGGUGCCUUAUUCUGCGAGGUCCCGCCAGUUUUCUCUGCCUAAUUACGUCAAGUUUCUAAUCGUGGAGUUUCGCAAACUCCUGCAGAGGCUUUACGAUCUGGGAGCACGCAGGGUUAUAGUGACGGGCACCGGACCGCUGGGCUGCGUUCCAGCAGAACUGGCAAUGCGAUCCACCAAUGGUGGUUGUUCUGCGGAGCUACAACGAGCUGCUGCAUUGUACAACCCUCAGCUCGAGCAUAUGCUGCAAGGACUCAAUAGCAAGCUUGGAAGACGCGUCUUCAUCGCCGCCAACACAGCUCGAAUGCACAGCGACUUCGUUUCCAACCCUGCAGCAUUUGGGUUUACCACCUCUAAAGUAGCUUGCUGUGGUCAAGGACCCUACAAUGGGCUAGGGUUAUGCACGCCACUCUCCAACUUGUGCCCCGACCGCAGCUUGUAUGCGUUUUGGGAUCCAUUCCACCCCUCCGAAAAGGCCAACAGACUCAUUGUGCAGCAGAUCAUGACCGGUUCUGCUGCAUACAUGAACCCUUUCAACCUCUCCACCGUCUUGGCUUUGGAUGCAUAAUCCCCUGAUCCAUUGCACACAUUCCACUUAAUCUCUUCAAUUGCAUAAUCACGCAUGCCGCUAAAUUUUUAUCAUUACGUGCACGCCUGCGCCUGCGUGUAUAAAUUUUUAAGAAUCCAAUCCAAUUAUAUGUUUUCGUUUAAUGCCUGCAAUGCAUGAACCCUUUCGGAACCCGAUUGAUCUAGUUCUCUAUCUAGAUGUUGUGUUUCAGUGCUGUGGAAUUAAAUAUAUCAGUCACCAAUCAAUUGGUUAUUCUAUUAACAUGUAUACUCCUGGAAUGGAUGUACUAUUUUAAUUGGCCUGGUUGUUAGGUGAUAGCAAGAAGAUAGAUCAGCUUAUAUAAGUCCAUGUUAUUUAGCUUUUCAAAAUGAGUUAUCCAUUUAUAUUUA